AUGAUUACGCUCCGACGAUUAAAUGCUGUUGGAACCAGGAUUGUGGUACCUAAAACAUGUUUUAAACAAUUUCACUACACUCUGCGUCGUCAGUUCAACCCGAUUGUGGAGAAUUUUUUGAAUGAUUUGAAAGAAGAAGGAGAGGACGACAAAAAAUCUAACAAAUCGAGGAGAUUGAAUAGUCUAGGCAACAAUGAUAGGAAUGACCACAAUAACGAAAGGAACAAUAAUAACAAUUAUAAUGAUGGUGAAGAUAAUGGUGGUGAUAGUAGUGGUAGGUUUGACCGAUUCAAGUCAUUUUUAAUGAAAUGUCUUGAAACCAUUGGCAUAACUAUUUCUUCAGUUGGUAUUUUGGCCGGUGCAGGGUUUUUAUACCACAGGUUCUAUGGCUAUCACGUGUUAUACAAAAUGGACAAGGCAUUUGAUAAAGGUGAAGAUCCAGCUGCACAAAUUGCGAUGCACAGCAAGACUCAUGCUCAUACCUCUAAUAGUGAAGAUGAUAAAGGUGAUCAAAGUAAGAAUAAUGAUAAGGAAGAUGGUGAUCACAAUCAUAAUCUGAUCCAAGAUUUCUGGGUAGAUAGGCCACAACAAAAACUAUUGGAUGAGAUUAUUUCUGGGAAAAUCAUUGGCAGGUACUUUUUAAUUAUUGGUGAAAAAGGCACUGGUAAGACAUCUUUGAUUAUGGAGGCCAUGAAGAAAGUCAAUGGCUUGAAUGUUUGCAUAUUUGAUGCCCAUGCAGACCCAGAGAUAUUUAGAUUGCGAUUGGGUAAGGCUUUAAACUUUACAUUUAGUGAAGAUUAUAUUGGCUCGUUGUUUUCAAUCAGAGGUCCAAGAGAUACUACCGCGUUAUUGGACAUUGAAAGAGCUUUUAGCAAAUUAGAGGAGUUGGCGAUUAAUCGAGUUGCUAAAACCAAACGACCUUUGGUGAUGAUUAUUAAUAACGCGCACUUGAUCAAGGAAAAUGAAGAAGGUGUCAAGCUAUUAGAGUUGUUGCAGCAAAAGGCAGAAGCAUUGAGUGGUGCUGGUCUUUUAACUAUGAUUUUUAAUAGUGAUGAUUAUUGGGUUUAUGAGAAAUUGAAACAAUUGGGUACUCGUCUUGAACUAAUCAAUGUGAGGGACUUGAACCGUAAAGAAACCGUUAAUGCUUUAAAAUUCAUUAGGCAUAGAUUUUUCCCCAAAGACCGUGUACUAAAUGAUGCUGUUUGUAACAAAGUUUAUGAUUUGAUUGGAGGAAGACCGCAACAUAUAACGCAAGUGGCUCGCCAUAAUGACAUCGUUAAGGCGUGUCAUGAAAUCAUUGACCGUGAAAAAACUUGGUAUUUAAAUCAGUGUGGGCUAUUAGGGUCAGGAAUGGACGAUGAUGUUAUGGAGAGCGGAAAGUUUUCCUCGAGUGCGAUGUUGUUGAUGAGAGAAUUUGUUGAGAUGGAUAGACAAAGAGCUGAUAGUUUGAUUCUUAGCAAAGACAAUUCGAAUCAACACGAUCAUUAUUUACCAGAGCUUCCACUUUGGAGAGCUAGACAAGUGAUGACUAGGGCAGACUAUAUUCAGAGAUAUGACAAUUUAAACAUCUUUACAAUUGAUUCAGAGAGCCGUGUGCGUGCUGAUUCUGUACCGAUGAUGCGAGCAUUCCAUGAAAUUGCCUCUCAACCGCACUUUGAUGAGCUAUUGGAGGACACAAUGGAUAGAGUUGCUGAUAUUGAGUCGCUUGGAAGAACUAGGGAGAUUGUAAUGAAGGAUUUGAAUAUGGGAAGUGAAUAUUUGUGGAAGAAAUAUGGUCCAGCUGAGUUGAAAAUGACAAUGCUUAAAUCGGCAAAAACUAAGGAUGUGCAUGGAGACUUUACCGAGUUCAAUAAUGCUGCUAAUGAAAAAGGAAGCCAUUCAGGAAGCAGCGGAGUAGGUCUUGGCAAUGACAACAGUGCCGGUGCUGGUGCUGGUGAUGGUGCUGGUGGUGGUGUUGAUAAAAUUGAAAAUGAUGAUGAUGAUGAUGAUGAAGAACUCUACUUGGAAGAUAUCGACCGUAAAGAUUCUAGAAAAUGGUGGAAAAGAAGAAUGAACGAUCAAUUGUUUGUUCCAGAGAAGGAUCGACAUGCCAAGGAGGGCGAUUUGGAUUUAAACAGAGUCAAUGAAGAUUAA
Molecule: messenger RNA, 2133 nt
Organism: Lodderomyces elongisporus
Lineage: Eukaryota; Fungi; Ascomycota; Pichiomycetes; Serinales; Debaryomycetaceae
Exons: 1
Coding region: 1-2133 (710 amino acids)
Source: RefSeq, a predicted model, not a curated record